Malus domestica (apple) is the source of this 1376-nucleotide messenger RNA. RefSeq names its product serine/arginine-rich splicing factor SR34A. Gene Ontology annotation, cellular component: nucleus; cytoplasm. Gene Ontology annotation, molecular function: mRNA binding. The record is from RefSeq and is a predicted model, not a curated record. NCBI's taxonomy places the organism in Eukaryota, Viridiplantae, Streptophyta, Magnoliopsida, Rosales, Rosaceae.
UCAGAAAAUCGACUUCCGUCUCUCUCUCUCUUGCAGUUUCCAAUUCCCCUGUGCCCUACGCCCAAUUUUCUCCUUCUCAUUUCUCGACGAAGCGAAAGCGGAACCCUAGCGCCCAAAUCUCAGGCUCUUUGGCUACCCUCCGCACGCGCUCCAGCGCUCAAGCUCUCCAAUCAAUCUCGGUAAAAGGUUUGUAGCCGGAGUCUUCUUCUGUUGUCAAAUAUGAGUGGCCGAUUUUCUCGCACGAUCUACGUUGGCAACCUUCCCUCAGAUAUAAAAGAAUGGGAGGUUGAAGAUCUAUUCUACAAGUAUGGCCGCAUAGUGGAUAUUGAACUGAAGAUUCCACCGCGUCCUCCUUGUUAUUUCUUUGUUGAGUUUGAGAGUUCUCGGGAUGCAGAAGAUGCAAUCAGGGGGCGUGAUGGGUAUAACUUUGAUGGGUGCCGUUUAAGGGUUGAACUUGCCCAUGGUGGUAGGGGCCCAUCUUCAAGUGAUCGUCGUGGUGGGUAUGACCGAGGUAGCAGUGGCGGAGGCAGUGGUGGGGGCCGAUUUGGUGUUUCACGUCAUUCUGAAUAUCGAGUUAUUGUUCGUAAUCUCCCUUCUUCAGCCUCGUGGCAAGACUUGAAGGAUCAUAUGCGUAAAGCUGGUGAUGUGUGUUUUGCUGAGGUUUCUCGUGACAGUGAAGGGACUUAUGGCUUAGUUGAUUAUACAAAUUCUGAUGACAUGAAAUAUGCUAUCCGGAAGCUUGAUGAUACUGAAUUCAAAAAUCCUUGGGCAAGGACUCAUAUUCGGGUUAAAUACUACGAUAGGAGUCCCUCAAGGAGUCGUAGCAGAAGCCGAAGUCGUAGCAGAAGCCGAAGUGUGAGAAGGAAUCGGAGCAAGUCGUUGGACCGAUCUGUAUCAAAAUCAGUAUCAAGAUCAGUAUCAAGAUCUAGGUCUCCAUCGCCGGUUAAAUCUUCCAGGCCACGAUCAAUAUCAAGGUCAAGGUCAAGGUCCAGGUCAGAAUCACCCCGAGCGGCUCGGUCUGGUAGUGCCUGAUUCUCUGGCAAGUCAUCCUCGCGGCGUCCUUGUGUGUUAGAUCUGCGAAGAUUUAUCAUAUCUGAGUGAACUUGUUGAAAAUUUUCGUUUUUAAGAACCUUGGUUAUCUUUGUUAUGGCCAGUAUGUGUGCUUUUGAUACUGCCUAGUUAUUAUACAUUUAAGGAUUGCGUUUGUUAAAUUAUCGAGAAAACUCGGGUUGUUUUUUGGUGCUUGGUCUGUUUCGGGACAUAUUCAGUAGGCGUUAUAACGUCGGAUUUUCUGUUGCUUGCUUCGGUGUUUUGAUGUAUGUGGUUAAAACAAGACAUGAAAUCUGUUGGUUAUAGAUGUUGUAGUUGUGACUCUA